Messenger RNA from Blepharisma stoltei, 381 nucleotides. The record is from the annotation of a GenBank genome assembly. Lineage: Eukaryota; Ciliophora; Heterotrichea; Heterotrichida; Blepharismidae.
AUGUCAAGAAAUUACGGCUCUACUCAGACACAAAAAACGAGAUUUGUGCUGAGAGAAAAUUUGCAGACUCCGUAUAUAACAAAUCCGUUUGGGAAAUAUGCCUCGCAGUUCACGAAAACUAUUAAAGCUCCGAAGAUUGUGCCGCAUUCAAGGGCUGAUGGACCUUUGACAAGGUCGCAGUGCUCUAAUAGAAGCCCUUCACGUCAAAGAAUGUUUUUAACAUCAUCGUCUAGGCAGGAAAGUUUAGAAAAUUCUAAUUUUCAAAGGUCGUUUUCUAGGACGAAUUCAGCUCCAAGAUCAUUAAGGCCUCCAACACAUAAAAGCUACUCUAUCGUAAAAAAGAGUUCUUAUCAGAGAUCACCGAGCCCUACUACGAGAUAA